UCUAAAUUCGAGGGGUUAUCAGCGUAUGUGGAACAAUAGUUGUCGAAACUGAAGAUGGCGAGAGGUUCCCGGUGUUUGCGGAGAGCGGUAGCUGAAUGUAUUAAACAAUUGCCAUCUUCAGGUAGCCGAGAAGUACCGGGAAGGAGUGGAGUGAGGUAUCUUUCAUCAUGUGGGAUCCUGAUGACACGAGUGCCUCCCCUACUCGGGGCCUUGCCUGGCCGUCCCAUGGUGGCACCCACGCGGAGCUUCUUCAACCUGGCUGAAACGCUCAACAAAAAGAAGGAAUACUCCGAGAGACGCAUCAUUGGGUACUCCAUGCAGGAGAUGUACACUGUGGUAGCUGGUGUGGAGGACUACCGGCACUUUGUGCCCUGGUGCAAGCGCUCGGAGGUCGUCUUCCGCCGCACAGGCUUCUGCAAGGCCAAGCUCUCCGUGGGCUUCCCCCCUAUGGUGGAAAAUUACACCUCCCUGGUCACAACCGUGCGUCCCCACAUGGUCAAGGCCGCCUGCUCUGAUGGUAGACUGUUCAAUCACCUUGAGACAGUUUGGCGUUUCAGUCCUGGUCUUCCUGGCUACCCGCGUACAUGCACCCUGGACUUUGCUAUUUCCUUUGAGUUCCGCUCCCUGCUGCACUCUCAGCUGGCCACGAUGUUCUUCGACGAGGUGGUGAAGCAGAUGGUGUCGGCCUUUGAACGCCGCGCAAAAUCAAUCUAUGGUCCCGAGACAGCCAUUCCCCGUGAGCUCAUGUUCCACGAGAUCCACCACACGUAACGCGCGCUCUUGGGCAAGUGGUGGAGAGAUAGGGGUUAAAGGUAGCAAAGGGUUGGGGCUGGAAGUUGAAGCGGAAGGGGGCCAGGGUUUUAGGUCGGGGUAUAAAGGUGCCUUAUUUGCCUUUGUCGACAAGACGAUUGUUUUUUGUUCCCCCCCCCCUCUCUUCUGUCAGUUCCUGGUCUGUGGAGAGGUUUGUGCAAGGCUGAGCUCUGCCCUGUGGGCAGUUACUUUUCCUCGUCUACCCCCACCCCACCCCCCAGCUCCCCCUCCUCCUCAACAUCAUCGAGCCAUGCUCAGCAUCAUCCAUUCUGGCAGCUGAUUGGUGAGGCAGAGUGAGAAGGGUGUUAUUAAUUCCACAUCCACACCAAAAAAAAAAAAAAUUGUAGUCUGACCCAAAGGCUAAUUGACAAAAAAAAGUGAAUGUAUUUCAGACUAACGAGGAAAAAAACAUCCCCAUUUUGGAGACUAAGAGAGUAGCAUAUUGUUUAGAUGAACUCCCUUUGUGGCAUUCACAUAAUGCUUAGAGUGCCAGCGCUGUCAAAAAAAAAAUGUAAAAAAAAAUGUUACGUUCUCAAGCAGGCAUAUAUUGUGGACUUCUGAUAAGUGAUCAAUAUUUCAAAAAGAAGGGACUAGAGGGAUGUUGGCCAUGAGCUCCAGACUGUAUGGCGCCCAGUGCAGGACAAGGCAGAACAGAUUUGCUAUUAUGAUGGAUUACAAGCACAGACUUCUGUCUCUGUUCAGACUCCUCAUAGAGGCGCUAUAUUCUUCAAUGCCAGCACAUAGGGAAGUCGGAUACUUCCACAGCCCUGUCCAUGAUGAGGGGGGGGGACAGGGCAGUGCCUUGUCGGGGCUUGUGAACAGAGUAAGGGCAAGGGCGUAAUAACACUGUAGACUAAUGACUCUUUUCUUGCGACGACUGAGAGUGAAGGUAGUUGUGUUUUGUUUCGAAGACGUGUUCCCGUGUGCAAUAGUGUUUCUGAAGUUUUGGAUUUGAAUGCCGUUAGCGCUCGCUAAACAUGGAUGCCCACUGCUUUGAAAAGGGCCCAAACUGGUGUCGGGUGCAACAGAGGAUCACCUCUGUUGUGAGGUGACUUGUCUCUUGCGCUCCCAGCAGAUUGCUGCAGUAGGGAGGCAUCUGUAUCUGCUGCCUCAAAACCCCAAUCUGUGACUAUUCCAAAUCCAUAGUGCAGUUCUGUUACAAGUUCAUGUUAAGUUGCAGCAUUUAUUUAUCAUCUUUUAACAUCUAUUUAUUUAGGUUAUGGGAAGACCACACUGUACAUACUGAUUUAAGACCACAGAUCAGUGAGCUAUGUAGAAAAAAAACACAAUGUAUAUGUGAUGUGGGUUUUUUUUUUUUUUUUUUAGUGUAAAUUAAGGUAUUUUAAUUUGAGUGUUGGGUGAAAUGUAUACAGACUGCAUGGUUCAUAAACUAUUUUUAUAUUUAA
Molecule: messenger RNA, 2216 nt
Organism: Clupea harengus (Atlantic herring)
Lineage: Eukaryota; Metazoa; Chordata; Actinopteri; Clupeiformes; Clupeidae
Gene: coq10b
Product: coenzyme Q10B
Biological process (GO): cellular respiration
Cellular component (GO): mitochondrion
Molecular function (GO): ubiquinone binding
Source: RefSeq, a predicted model, not a curated record